Messenger RNA from Phyllopteryx taeniolatus (common seadragon), 1699 nucleotides. It is a transcript of the gene phyhd1, whose product is annotated as phytanoyl-CoA dioxygenase domain containing 1. The transcript has 9 exons. NCBI's taxonomy places the organism in Eukaryota, Metazoa, Chordata, Actinopteri, Syngnathiformes, Syngnathidae. Bases 103 to 1203 code for a protein of 366 amino acids. The record is from RefSeq and is a predicted model, not a curated record.
AUCAUAGAUGCAGUCUGGGGCUCCUCCUCCUCCUCCUCCGAGGCUGCGCAUUUCUCUUUUUUUUUUUUGUCUUCUUUUUUUACCCUAACCCGUGAAGACAACAUGGACUUCAUCAGCGACCGAGAUGUGCAAAAGUACACGGAGGACGGCUUGGUGGUCCUGGACGAGUUCCUGACGGCGCAGGACUGCGACGAGCUGCGUCAGCGGAUGUGGGAGAUGGUGGACGUGAUGGACGUGCCGGCGCACUGCCGCACCACCUUCUCCACCUACCACCACGAGCAGCUCAACACACAGGGAAACGCCGACUAUUUCAUCACCAGUGGCGAUAAGAUCCGCUUUUUCUUCGAGAAGGGCGCGUUUGACGAAAAAGGAGAAUUUGCCGUACCGAAGCAUCGAUCGCUCAAUAAAGUGGGACACGCGCUACACGCAUAUGAGCCUUUGUACACUAAAGUUACACAUUCGCCCAAAGUUCAGCCUUUUUGGUGCGAGAGGUCAUCCCGGGUUGCGUCCGUCGUCCCGCGAGCCGAACUCACGGCGUCGCCGCUGUCGUCUCAGGGCAUCGCCAGGAAGCUCGGCCUGGUUCGUCCCGUCGUCCUGCAGAGCAUGUACAUCUUCAAGCAACCUGGGAUUGGCGGAGAAGUGACGCCGCACCAGGACGCCACCUUCUUGUACACGGAGCCCCUGGGGAGGGUGAUGGGCCUGUGGGUGGCCCUGGAGGACGCCACCGUCAACAACGGCUGCCUGUGGUUCAUCCCGGGCUCGCACAACUGUGGCGUGACGCGACGGAUGGUGAGGACGGCGCCGGGCACCUUCCCUCUGACGGACUUCAUCGGCACGGAGCAGGAAUACGACGGCGACAAGUUUGUCCCGGUAGAAGUUAAAAAAGGCGGCGUAGUGCUGAUCCACGGCCAAGUGGUGCACCGCAGCGCUGGGAACGUGUCGGAGGACUCGCGCCACGUGUACACCUUCCACCUGAUGGAGGCGCAGGACACCCGCUGGAGUCCGGACAACUGGUCAGACACAAACGCCGCCGUCGCAAGAAUGAAAAGUUUGUGCGUCAUGAUUUCAUGCGUCAUGAUUUCAUGCUUUAAUUCAAACGGCCGCCUUUUGGUGUGCACGUCUUGGCCACCGGGGGGCAGUGUAAUCUGUGUGUUGCUGCACCGUUUGCGAUCAAACGUCCGUUCCGUAAAGGGUUAUAACUAGCGCAACAUCCAUACUAGUUUUAUUAGCCCUUCUAUGGCGUUUUGCAUCGUGUGCUAGCAUUAAGCUGGCAGACUUUUGUAUUUGGUGAAGUUGUGGUUUUGUUAAACGCACAACACAUAAUUCUCUUUGUUUAUUGGAUCGUUUUAAAGUAAACUUCAACUGGGAGUGGCAAUAAAAAAAAAUUUUUUUUUAAAAGUUUUUAAAAAUUCGGCCGAACGACGGCUUGCAUCUCAAAGAACAUGAAAGUCGUGUCACUUGUAUCUCAAGGCACCACUGUAUUUAAAUAUAAUGCUAUUUAUUCAUACAGUAUGUAAUAUGCAUUUUCUUCCAAUAGUGCACAUUUUAAGCUUUUUGAAGAGUUCUACAUGCAAUAUCGAAAUGAGAAUAUAUAUAUCCGUGCAAUAUUUGUAGAAUAUCUGAAUGCUGAAUGAAUUCAAACCAAUACAUAGCAGUACAAAAAAGUACUUUUACUGUAAAUUUGGACUUGUUGUUUUGU